Messenger RNA from Eutrema salsugineum, 800 nucleotides. RefSeq lists its product as uncharacterized. The coding region runs from base 71 to 646 and encodes 191 amino acids. The record is from RefSeq and is a predicted model, not a curated record. Lineage: Eukaryota; Viridiplantae; Streptophyta; Magnoliopsida; Brassicales; Brassicaceae. Gene Ontology annotation, molecular function: ureidoglycolate hydrolase activity. The transcript is spliced from 3 exons.
UUCUGAUAGCGAAUGGAAUUUCCCCCUAUACGUUUAUCUUCACUUCCAUUUUCUUGUGGUGGGAACAAAAAUGGCGGAAUCUCCGGUGAAAGUGAAUCUGAUCCCGAUCGAAGCUACAAGUGAGAGUUUCGCUAAUUAUGGUCAAGUCAUAGAAGCUUCUGGUGAUGGUGAUCAUUUCGGUCCCAACGACGCUCAAUUGGAUCUCUCCAGAGGAACCCCUCGUUUCUAUAUAAUGCGGCUCCAAGAUCGAUCCUUUGGCUUCUCCAAGAUAACUCAUCACGCAAACGUGACACAGUGUCUGGGAUCAAUAGGAGGCCAUGUCUGGUAUCUUGGAGUGGCUAAGCCAUCUCUUAUUGAAGACGAUGGAGGAAGAAGAGGUGAUAAUGUAGAAUCAGGGUCAGGUGGUCACUUGUACGCUCCUCCUGCGGUUGAAGAAGUGCGCGUCUUCAAGGUCUCGGGACCGAAGUUUGUUAAACUGAACCGUGGUACGUGGCAUGCUGGACCGUUGUUCAGAGACAGCUCCAUGGACUUCUACAACUUAGAGCUCAGCAACACAAACGAGGUGGAUCACACGACACAUGAUUUCGUGAAGAGUAAUGGGGUCAUCUUCCAGUUUGAACCCAAAGAGGACAACACAUCGUCCUAGGUCAAAAAUCCUUAUAUCAGUGUGGUUCAGUUUCCAUUGUCUUGUAAGCAAAUAGAAGUUAAAACCUUUUGUUGUAUUCAAGUGCCAAAAAUAGUGUGUAUGUAUAAAUUUGUAUAUUUUAUAUGCAAAAAAAAAAUACUGGCCUUUAAGUUAA